UGGUUAUAUCCGAGUGUAUCUAUUGGCAAAUAGACGUUUAUUUAAUUAUUUAAAAAUUAAAACAACCGUAAAAGGCGUAAAACUUACAACUACUUAGCUCUUUUAAUAUUUUGUGAUUAUUGAUGAAUUUGAGAAUGUACAAAUUACAGAAAAAAUUACUACAAUUAGAAAACGAUUUUGACAAUUUGAAUGCUGAAAAUGAAAGAAAACAUUUACUAGAAAAUCUCAGAGAGCUUCGACAAAUAAAACGAACAAUAACGGAUUGUGUUUCAGAAAUCUCGUCUUCCGAAAAAGUUAACCUUAUAUCAAAAUUGGCUGAAUCUAAUAUCACAGCAGAUCAAGGAAUGCCGUAUAUUGCUCUUAAUAAACAAUGUGCUUGUAAACUACAAAAUUUAAAGUCAUUAAUUUUUGCAGAGUUUAAUAAAACAGACUCUUGUAAGAAACAGGAAUAUAUAGAUAUGCUGCUUGAUAAACAUCAAAAUGAGUACUUAAUGGACUUUUUAAGAGACCUUGAAGAAAGUAAAUUUUUUUUAAAUAAUUUUGCAAGCAAUUUGUCUUUGUUUCUAGAAGUAGCAAAAGAUAAUCUUAAUGUUGAUGAUGUAAAUAAUCCCAAUAAUACAAUACUCAGCAGCUGCUCGUCUAUAACUGUGGAUUUUGAAAAUUGUAAAAAUAAUCCAAAUAUUGCUGCAUCUUCCCCAGUUAAUUCUGAUUCGACAUAAUAUGUU
This is a messenger RNA of Agrilus planipennis (emerald ash borer), 725 nucleotides long. RefSeq lists its product as uncharacterized. Lineage: Eukaryota; Metazoa; Arthropoda; Insecta; Coleoptera; Buprestidae. The coding region runs from base 123 to 719 and encodes 198 amino acids. The transcript is spliced from 4 exons. The record is from RefSeq and is a predicted model, not a curated record.